This is a messenger RNA of Asterias rubens (European starfish), 1482 nucleotides long. RefSeq lists its product as uncharacterized. The coding region runs from base 346 to 1020 and encodes 224 amino acids. The record is from RefSeq and is a predicted model, not a curated record. The transcript has 4 exons. NCBI's taxonomy places the organism in Eukaryota, Metazoa, Echinodermata, Asteroidea, Forcipulatida, Asteriidae.
UCAACUGAGAAUUGAACGCCGUGACUCCUUUGUUGGAUUUAUUUGUCCAGUUUCCUGCAAAAAAAUUAAAAUAAAAAAAGUAGUUUAGUUAUUGCCGUGUGAAGGUCUGACUGAUUAUAUAUGUAUGCACUGACGGGUUUGCCGUAUGUAGCAACUUCACGCUGUAACGAAGGCGGUGACCAAUUUAAGGAUAUUCACCGUUCAACGUAGAAUGUAAUUAUUGCACCAAAACCAAAGGAACUUUACUUGUGGAACUGAAAGUGCAUACGAUGCUUAAACAAACUGUAAAUAUAUGUUUUCAAAAGGAAGUAUCAUCAACAGUUAUAACUGCGUUGUAGUCGGCUCAUGAGCGAUUGCAGAUUGACAGCGAUGGCCGGUGUCUGGCGACAAUUAACGGCGUGGAUUCUGGUGUUGUUCCCGGUGCAGUUGUGGUUAUGUCUCGGUGGUUUGAUGUCACUGUCAGUUGAAGCACAGUCGAAGUGCGGGCCAUCCAUGUGCGAGCGCCCUCUAUCAACCGUCAAGUCAUCGCCUCUAAAUAUUGAGCAGAGUAAUUGUCACCAUGAAUCAUCCAAAAUAACAGUUCUCUGCAACUUAGGUUUCCGUCAAAAUGGUGACAACUACACCGCAGAAUGUGUAGAAGGCGUCUGGGUACCAGGCAAUGGCUGUCAAAUAGAUAUUUUGGCAGUGAUAGUUUCAGCCAGCGCAGCACUCGUCGCCAUUUUAAUAUUCUCGUUGGUCGUCACAGUGGUAUGUUCCUGCCAACGAGCAUCGAAGAAACAGAAACGACACUCGCUUUCCAAAAUACAAGGUAAACCGAAGAAAAACGGAAAAAGGGAACGGACCACAGAUAACGAAGUAGCUGGAGCAGCAAACGGGCAAGGAUUCGCAAACGGCGCAUAUACCACCAACCCAGAUGAUGACUAUAUUGAUGAUUUCUCCGACGAUGAAGACGACACAGUCCCAAGUUCGAAACAGCCGAUUCCAGAGAGCAUUUAUCAGAAUCACACUGUUAUCAUGUAAACACAAACUGGGGGGGGGGGGGGGGGGGGUGUGUUCCAACUGCGCGAAAAGAUUACAACCGGUUCGCGGAAACGGUUUGAACGUUGGAACGAUUUGUUGCGCAUUUCGCGAUGUCAAUAGGUGGCGCCUUGUGAUGAAGAUGACGACAACGUGAACGUAUUUUUGUUAAGCGUUGGUUUUUGCUGUACUGAAGGUAUAAUUUAAUCCUCGUUUGUUUAUUAUCAUGACAUCAACUUCAGUUGUUUGAUCAACUCUACCUGACUCUGUUAUCAACCACCGAAAACACAUAUGAUUAUGCUCGUGGGAAGAAACAAAAAUAUACUACUUAUUGUGUUAUUGUCCGCCAUUUUAAAACCACCCACCAACGCCUCAAAAGUAUGUUCGCGCCAUAGAGUUAUAUAUAAGAACUAGAGGGCGCACGAGUGAUGCUUCGUGCACAAAUGCCACGGGACCGCAAGAUGA